This is a messenger RNA of Impatiens glandulifera, 1686 nucleotides long. RefSeq names its product PX domain-containing protein EREL1-like. The record is from RefSeq and is a predicted model, not a curated record. Gene Ontology annotation, molecular function: phosphatidylinositol binding. The coding region runs from base 98 to 1456 and encodes 452 amino acids. Gene Ontology annotation, biological process: protein transport. The transcript has 9 exons. Lineage: Eukaryota; Viridiplantae; Streptophyta; Magnoliopsida; Ericales; Balsaminaceae.
ACAACAAAUUGAAGUUUGUCGUGAGUGAAUCAGACAGACUUGAGACGACAUACAUACAUACAUACAUACAUACAAUCUGCGAACUUGAAGCUCGGUUAUGAAUCUCUAUGGAAUCGACCCUUCUGCAUACGAUUUCUCCUUCUCCGAUCGGAUUCUUAUCAGAUCCCUUACCGGAGCUUCUCCAUGUUCAGAACCUUUCAACACCAAUGAUUACGGUGAUGAUGGCUUGCCGCUCGCCUCGCAAAAAAACCCAGUUGUCCUUCCCCUCAAUCGCCACGACGGAACUUCACCUCUUCCUUUCGGCAUGGACUGGAGCCCGCCUCCUCGCAAUUGGGAAGGACGAGAUACUGUCUGGCCGAUUGAUGAUACUACAGGAUGGAGUUACUGCGUGACAGUGCCUUCUUGGAUUAUCCUACCAGUAGAAAAUGGAUCAGAUCCUGUUGUGUUCUACAGGGUAGAGAUUGGUGUACGGUCGUCUGAAGGGGUCACAACGACACGUGGAGUAUUGCAUAGAUUUAGUGAUUUCUUGAAGUUAUUCUCUGAACUCAAGAGCUCAUUUCCCAAGAAAACGUUGCCUACAACUCCUGCCAAGACGCUGCUGAGAAACAAAAGUAGGGUUGUUUUGGAAGAGCGUAGGUGUUCUUUAGAGGAUUGGAUGCAGAAACUCCUAAUGGAUAUUGAUUUGUCAAGAAGUGCUCCUGUGGCCAUCUUUCUUGAGCUAGAAGCUGCUGCCAUAUGCUCCUUUUAUGAUUCAAAUGAGAAUACUCCAGAUGCUGGCGAUAUUGUGUCACCCCAUCAAUUCCAAUCCACAUCAAAUAUUUCUUUAAUUUCCAGUAAUUUGUCAACAACAUCAGGGUUUGGUGAUGAGUCAGCCUAUUACGAGGCAUCUGAUCUUGGAACGCCAAGGAAUGAAAAUGCUAACCAUUCUGAACUUGUGAUUGAUAGUGCACCACCUGAUGAAAGAAAUGCUAAUAAAAGCAACACCAUUCAUGAUGAUGUUAUGUAUGAACCUCAAAAGCAUUUGCAGAAUGAAGUUAUGGAAAAAUCAGUUGGCGAUAAUUCUCAUGACAAUCUUCAAAAUACUGAAAUUCCAACAGCUAAGGAUCUUACAAAAAAGGUUAAGGAUUUGGAAGAGGAACUAGAAGCUGUUAAGAAGAUUAGCAAAGAAAGUCUUGAGCAAGCUAUUAUAGCUGAACAGGAAAGAUAUGCUCAAGUGCAAUGGGAGGUUGAGGAUCUUCGGAGCAAGUACGCGGAGAUGGAGUUGAACCUAAAAUACGAAAGGGAUGAGAAGAUUCGGAUUGAAUUGGCCAAGUCAUCGAUCAGUGAAGAGAAUGUAUUAUUGCUGCAACAGCUGGAUGCUACCAGGAAGCAAAUCGAGAGCUUGCAAAAAGAUAAUGAAGAGUUGUUAGAACUGAAAUCGAAAGCAGAUAAAACAGAGGUUGAGAAAACAGGUUAACUUUGUUGUUAUUAGCUACUACACUUUAAGUUUCAACUAUCGAUCGAUCCUGAGAAGAAUGAAGUUGAAUAAUCCGACGCCCUUUAGGAGAACACUGUUCUAAAAUAGUUGUGAAUUCUUGCUUGCAUCAGGUUUUAUACUAUUACUUAUUCUGUUUUAAAUUAAUAAAUAAACAGUUUCCUUGUCUGCUAUAAGAAAAUAAUGUCCAUCUUACUUACACAAUGAGCAUG